GGAUGCCGGUGUGCGCAGAAUAAUACAGUAUACAGUCCGUCCUGCACCUUGCAUCCUGCCACUGCUGCGACCGUUGAAAUGGUCGAUAUCAUCGUUCUUGGUGCUACAGGCUACACCGGAAGACUAAUCACCCGCUACCUUUACGCCCACCCCGAGCGCUCCUCAUUUUCUUUUGGAAUCGCAGCACGCUCCAGGUCGAAACUUAACGAUCUCGUGUCAGACCUCUCUCUCGACAGCACCGUACAACUUUUCAUCCUCGACAUAGCAAACCCAGAGCAAAUUGAUGCAGCCGUCCAGAAGACCAAAGUCGUCAUAAACGCAGUGGGACCGUACUGGCGCUGGGGAACACCAGUCGUACGAUCAUGCGUGCAGCAUGGAAAACACUAUGUUGACCUUGCCGGCGAAACGCCCUGGGUGAAGGACAUAAUACACGAGUUCGAUUACGUUGCCACUAAAACCGGAGCUGUCAUCGUCCCCUGCUGCGGGCUCGAUUCCGUCCCUUCCGAUGCCGUAGUCCAUAUCUCCAACAAGACUCUCAAAAAUCUAGCUGGUCCAACUACCACAAUAGACUUGUCUACUUCGUCAUGGAAGGUCCAAGGAGGCGUCUCAGGAGGCACUAUAUCAUCAAUUAUCACAGCGCUAGAAGAUGUACCGCGCGACAAGCUUCGCGCAGCACGGCUCGAUUUCGUGCUCAGUCCCGUUAAGGGUGUCCCAAAUCCCAAGCCUCGUUUCCUCUACUCACUUCCCUUAACACCACGAACGUCAUGGGGCUCGUAUUUCCCUAUGACAUUUAUUAACAGGCCCGUAGUUCACCGCACAUGGGGUUUGCAUGAAGCCGCUACCCGCAAAAGGAGCUGUACUGAGGUUGAAAAGGCCUCGUCGUAUGGUCCGGAGUUCAAGUAUGACGAAUUUUUGUCCUUGCCAAGCAUAUUCCAUGCUAUCGCAUUUAGCACAAUGCUACUAUUCGGUGCACUGAGUCUCGCCUUUAUCCCUCCAGUUCGUUGGCUAGUAAAGACAUUCGCACCUCCAGGCAGCGGUCCUUCUGACGACAAACUCCAAAAAGGAUUUGUCGAAGUAACCAACAUCACAUCUUCAACAACCGUCGGUGAGCGCAAAACCAGUGUCAAGAGCACCUUCCGUGGACGUGGUGACCCAGGGUAUCUCCUAAGCUCAGUGAUGAUAUCCGAGUCUGCUCUUGGGCUCCUACUGGAUCAAAAUGAACUUCCAGCACAUGGGCGCCAGGGCGGGAUACUCACCCCUAUGAGUGCACUAGGUGAUGUCUUACUUGACCGUCUCAGACAGAGCGGUCGGUUCGAGAUCGAGAGCGAGGUUAUUCUCAGCAACAAGGCAGAAGAGGCGCGUAAGGUUCGCUGACACAUGAUGUAGAAUACGGAUAGGGGUCACAUUUAGUUUAGUAGUCAUACAGUCGUUUGCUUGGUUUAUAACAACAUCCCAUUUACUUUAUACUUGGUUUGGUGGAAUAAUUCUAGUCAUAAUGGAUGGUACGAAGCAUUAUACAGCAAAUAUAAAGCACGAGUAAUGUAUCAUUGUCAAGAAGUUGAUAUGGAUAUGACUGCGCAAUGGCCUUAGUGAUACUUGAAGCACUGAUGUUAGGUUCCUACGGUCCUUGAUUACUUGAUACUUGAUGAGACGGCACGAAAAAGGGAAGCUUGGCAGGAUUGCCUCCUUUGGUCAAAAGCAAGAUGAACCAGGCGGAAUGUCUCUGAGACACCAUGCAAGAAGAAAGGGCUCUGUCAAUGCGAACAAUACCUCUUGAGAAACUGGUGCAAUCCUGGAACUCGAGCUUCCUGUCAACUUGUGAUCCGACGACGAUGAAUUGGUGUCAUCGAGUGAAACAGUACUAGCAGAUGGUUGACGGCGACCAGCAUCACAUGGAGAGGGGCCUAAAACAAUAUGUUCUCGGGAGUGCUGGAGGGUAGUUGUGGCAUCCGAUGGGAGGGUCAUGCUGUUUGAACUUUGUGCUUGGGGUACAACUGCGUUGAGAAACUUGUGCUCGGUGAGGCUCCUGUGAGUCAAAUUUUGAAGA
This is a messenger RNA of Serpula lacrymans var. lacrymans S7.9, 2047 nucleotides long. RefSeq lists its product as uncharacterized. The record is from RefSeq and is a predicted model, not a curated record. The transcript has 8 exons. Gene Ontology annotation, biological process: glycolipid biosynthetic process. NCBI's taxonomy places the organism in Eukaryota, Fungi, Basidiomycota, Agaricomycetes, Boletales, Serpulaceae. Gene Ontology annotation, cellular component: mitochondrion; plasma membrane; lipid droplet. The coding region runs from base 79 to 1374 and encodes 431 amino acids.